Coregonus sp. 'balchen' is the source of this 5272-nucleotide messenger RNA. NCBI's taxonomy places the organism in Eukaryota, Metazoa, Chordata, Actinopteri, Salmoniformes, Salmonidae. The record is from the annotation of a GenBank genome assembly.
UGUCGGCGACACACGCAGUGUCCCAGACUUGACCAGGCUAAAUUAUCAAACCAUUUAAGCGUGAGGUGUUUUACAUCGCAGAUCGAUAUCUCAUCAGAAUCCACUUGGUGAGUAUACAUGCGUCUUUAUGUUUUUGCUCAGUUUUAGUCGAAACUACGUUAUGAAAUUUAAUUCAGACUUUGUUAUAACAAUAUGGAUGGAUAUCUCGUACUCAAUUUGUGUACGUUUAUUAUGGUGUUAUACACCUUUAUACAGUAGAUGCUAGAAGGCUUGUCAUGCCAGACAGUGUCGUCUGCUGGGUAUUUGUGGAAAAUGUGAUGACAUCAUAUUUUUAUUUUUAUUUUUAUUUUUUUGACAUGUUUGAUCAUUAACAUCAAACAUGUCAUCUGAAGUAUGCAGGAAUCCCUAUCUGAAGUUACUGAGACUGUAUAUGUGCAACCUUAAAUACCCCACUAGUCAAAGUGUAUUUCCAAAACGCAAUUUCUCCAAGAAAUUUAACAUUUGUGUUUUUUCAUCAGAAAUGAUUGCUUAUGGGUACCCUCGUGUGUAUGUAAAACAGAUUUUUCAUUCAUAGAUUUUAGAUGUGUAUGAAAAUGUGUUUUUUUGCACAAUAUAGGCCUAUCCAUUGUUUAGCUGGAAUGGAAUGUUCUUAUCCUGUACAUUUGAAUGUAAUAUGUGGUUGUCUCACCUAGCUAUCUUAAGAUGAAUGCACUUACUGUAAGUCGCUCUGUAAGAGCAUCUGCUAAAUGACUAAAAUGUCAAAUGUAAAUGUUUUACAUACAGAUCUCAUAUUACUGUAUACAAUAUAUAUAUAUAUAUAUUUAAAUAUUGAUGUCACAAUUGUAUCAUCUGUACAGUUCUUUACUUGUAGUUAUGUGUUACAUUGGACUGUGCAAAACCUAGCAGUAGGCUACUACCUAUUUCUCUGAGUGAGGCAGACAUAUAGCAUUUUUCUCUCUGAAAUGAAACCAUCAAGUGAUAGAUUUUAAACAGAUAUAGUACAUAGGCUAUAUGUCAUUGAACAUCAUGCCAUGAUUAGAUAGUGAGAAAACACACAAAUCUCUUUCAUCAUUUAUUUAAACAACAAAAGCUAAUUUACCCACGAAACUCUUGGCAUGGUCUAAUGGUGCUUUCAAGACAACUGGGGGAAAAAGUUCCCAGUUGUCUUGAACGCACUGAAGUCAGAAGUCGGAGAUAGUUCCCAGUUGUUUUGAACGCGGCAUAAUGUUUCCCUCUUACCCCCUCUGUCUUAUAAGGUGCCCAUAUCGCAUAUCAUAAUGUUGAAGUCGGAUUUCCCUCCAGCCUAUGAAGAUGCAUUACAUGGCCGCAGGCCCGGGUAUGGGAACUACCCACAGCCCCCACCAGCAUAUGGACCAUACCCUGCUCAGUCCUCAGCUCAAUACCCAGGACAAGCAGGGUACCCUCUGGGCUACCCUCCAUCUGGGAUGCCUUAUUCCAUUCCUCUAGGAAUGCCCACCUCCAACCCAGGUUCUGGAGCUAUUUACUGUACAGUAUAAUAUAUUACAUAUUAUGUAACAGAAUAUAACAAAUAUAUACUGUUAAUAUCUGAAGUUUGUCAAAAUAGUUUUACUUGGUCAUUAUUGACUUCAUGUCUUAACUUCAUGUAUUUCUUUAAUGCAGUGGAAGACGAUGAAUUUGCAUAUUCUACUGCAUGGGAAAGCACUUCUAUUCGACAUGCAUUCAUCCGAAAAGUAUGAGAUCUUAUACCUUUUACACAUCAACGUCCUAAUCACUCAGUCUACUUAUACUUGCUGUGAUCAUGAAAGAAUUCACCCUUUUUGUGUUGGGACAGGUGUACUUAAUUUUGGCUGCUCAGCUCAUCGUCACUGUAUCAAUUGUGGCUGUGUUUACAUUUGUGUAAGUGUCAACAAUGUUACAUUGUAUUAUCUCUGUUGUACCAUUUCAUAUCAAUGUGAGCUCUUUUCCGUUUGUGUUUUCUGUUUGUGUAAUGCUAACGUUUGAGCAUUUCAUCUAUAUUACAGUGAUGAAGUACGUGCGUUUGUCAUUAGGAACCCAGCCGUGUACUGGACAUCAUUGUAAGUACUUCAUAUUCCAUUAAGGUUCCUUACUACAUGUAUUACUCAUUCAUUAUUACUGAAUUAUAUAUUAUAAUAAAACAUGAGCAAUAUUUUUGACCUAUCAUACUAAUAGCUUGUUUUUCUUCCAGCGCUGUUUAUUUAGUCACUUACUGCAUUCUUGUCUGCUGCAAAGGGCCAAGGUAAGAUUAUCCAUGCCCUUUUUAUACUGUGUAUACAACAGUACACACCGUUAAACAUCAGAUAAUGACAUUUAUCUUUUGAUCUUAAUAAUCUUUGUUUAGGAGACGCUUUCCUUGGAACUUUGUGCUGCUGGCCAUUUUUGUAAGUAACGCUUGCAAAAAAAGAAUCUCUAUAUCCUAUCUUAACACAUAAUGGAACUAGAUCUAUAGUAUAUAUACAGUGAGGGAAAAAAGUAUUUGAUCCCCUGCUGAUUUUGUACGUUUGCCCACUGACAAAGAAAUGAUCUGUCUAUAAUUUUAAUGGUAGGUUUAUUUGAACAGUGAGAGACAGAAUAACAACAAAAAAAUCCAGAUAAAUGCAUGUCAAAAAUAUUAUAAAUUGAUUUGCAUUUUAAUGAGGGAAAUAAGUAUUUGACCCCCCUCUCAAUCAGAAAGAUUUCUGGCUCCCAAUGUCUUUUAUACAGGUAACAAACUGAGAUUAGGAGCACACUCUUAAAGGGAGUGCUCCUAAUCUCAGCUUGUUACCUGUAUAAAAGACACAUGUCCACAGAAGCAAUCAAUCAAUCAGAUUCCAAACUCUCCACCAUGGCCAAGACUAAAGAGCUCUCCAAGGAUGUCAGGGACAAGAUUGUAGACCUACACAAGGCUGGAAUGGGCUACAAGACCAUCGCCAAGCAGUUUGGUGAGAAGGUGACAACAGUUGGUGCGAUUAUUCGCAAAUGGAAGAAACACAAAAGAACUGUCAAUCUCCCUUCGGCCUGGGGCUCCAUGUAAGAUCUCACCUCGUGGAGUUGCAAUGAUCAUGAGAACGGUGAGGAAUCAGCCCAGAACUACACGGGAGGAUCUUGUCAAUGAUCUCAAGGCAGCUGGGACCAUAGUCACCAAGAAAACAAUUGGUAACACACUACGCCGUCAAGGACUGAAAUCCUGCAGCGCCCGCAAGGUCCCCCUGCUCAAGAAAGCACAUAUACAGGCCCGUCUGAAGUUUGCCAAUGAACAUCUGAAUGAUUCAGAGGAGAACUGGGUGAAAGUGUUGUGGUCAGAUGAGACCAAAAUCGAGCUUUUUGGCAUCAACUCAACUCGCCGUGUUUGGAGGAGGAGGAAUGCUGCCUAUGACCCCAAGAACACCAUCCCCACCGUCAAACAUGGAGGUGGAAACAUUAUACUUUGGUGGUGUUUUUCUGCUAAGGGGACAGGACAACUUCACCGCAUCAAAGGGACGAUGGACGGGGCCAUGUACCGUCAAAUCUUGGGUGAGAACCUCCUUCCCUCAGCCAGGGCAUUGAAAAUGGGUCGUGGAUGGGUAUUCCAGCAUGACAAUGACCCAAAACUCACGACCAAGGCAACAAAGGAGUGGCUCAAGAAGAAGCACAUUAAGGUCCUGGAGUGGCCUAGCCAGUCUCCAGACCUUAAUCCCAUAGAAAAUCUGUGGAGGGAGCUGAAGGUUCGAGUUGCCAAACGUCAGCCUCGAAACCUUAAUGACUUGGAGAAGAUCUGCAAAGAGGAGUGGGACAAAAUCCCUCCUGAGAUGUCUGCAAACCUGGUGGCCAACUACAAGAAACGUCUGACCUCUGUGAUUGCCAACAAGGGUUUUCCCACCAAGUACUAAGUCAUGUUUUGCAGAGGGGUCAAAUACUUAUUUCCCUCAUUAAAAUGCAAAUCAAUUUAUAAUAUUUUUGACAUGCAUUUAUCUGGAUUUUUUUGUUGUUAUUCUGUCUCUCACUGUUCAAAUAAACCUACCAUUAAAAUUAUAGACUGAUCAUGUCUUUGUCAGUGGGCAAACAUACAAAAUCAGCAGGGGAUCAAAUACUUUUUUUGCUCACUGUAUGUUAUGAUUGUAUUGUUUUAUAUUUCAUAUUUUAGACACUGGCCAUGUCCUACAUGACAGGAACAAUAUCAAGGUUUGUUAUAGAAUUUUCAUAUAUUGUUUUCUUUUCUUUUACAUAAUACAACUAGAAAUACUAAUGUAAGGUGCAGUUUGUUUGUUUUGUGACUGUCUACUUUGUAUUUCUUGCAGUUACUAUGACACAAAAGCAGUGUUUCUGACCAUUGGAAUAACAGCAAUAGUGUGCAUAAUUGUCACCAUCUUCUGCUUUCAAACUAAGGUACAUGUAUAACAUCCUGCCUCUUUAGAACCUACAGCCUGUAGCUUGUGAGAGUCUUUGUUGUCAGUGUCAAAUGACUCCUUUGUAUAGGAUUACAAUGGGCGACUGUCUUUUAAAUAUUCAUGACAUUUUGUGCAAUUCCUCCUUAUGAAACCGAUUGUCAAAAUAAAUAGCAUACAUUGAUUCCCUGGGCUUGUUGUGCUGUUACACAUUCCAUGGUUGUGUUCAUUUUUGUAGACCUUUCAUAUCAAGUUAGUUCAUUGCCCAUUCAUGUGCCAUCCUAUGAAACAUUCCAACUAUUGGGUCAUUGUUGUACCUUAAUGAUUGUCGUAUGACCAAUGUUGUGAAGAACAUGUAUGUCUAUGCUUAUGACAGGUGGAUUUUACGUCUUGUGGGGGACUUUUCAGUAUUCUUGCCAUCGUACUCUUGGUUACUGGGAUCAUCACAGCCAUCGUACUAUCCUUCAAAUAUGUAAGUGCCUCAGUUUGGUCAAAAGUUGAAUUACUUCAAAAAGCUUUAAUAGUAAUACGCAUGCAUUUUGAUUGAUUACAAAUCGGAGAAAUGUAGGCCUAUACAUACAAAAGGUCCUGUGUUUUCUUCCACUCACAGGUCCCAUGGCUUCAUAUGCUCUAUGCUGCUAUCGGAGCUGUCAUUUACACCCUGGUGAGUUGGUUUUUUCUUGAACAGCCUCAGUAUAUCAAAGGGAAUAGGAGAAUGGUGACUUUCUUCAUGUCUCUUGAACCAACCUGUACGUAUGAAAUGAACCAUUUUUAUUUUGUAGUUUUUAGCAUACAACACCCAGCUUCUCAUCGGAAACCGCAAGCUUUCCAUCGGCCCAGAGGAGUAUGUUUUUGGAGCACUUUCACUUUAUGUUGACAUUGUCCAGAUCUUCAUUUUCCUCCUACAACUAGUUGGGGCUUCCACAGAU